AUGACCGACGCCGUUGGUGCGGAUGAUGCGACCGUCACCUUUCAUAUCAAAUCGUCCGGUGGCCAGAAGUACACUCUUACCCUGCCUCUCUCGACCACCGCCGCCGACUUGAAGAACAAACUCGCCACGGAAGAAUAUGCCAACGUUCCAGCCUCGGCACAACGCUUGAUCUACAGCGGGAAAGUAUUGAAAGAUCAUGAGACACUGGCGUCGCACAACGUUAAAGAUGGGAACACCAUGCAUCUCGUCAAGAGUGCGGCAAGCAACCAGCGACAGAACCCCGCAGCGCAAUCCUCCUCUCCAUUAAAUUCCGCGUCCACCGCUGUGCCUCCAGCGACAGGAGUACCGCAGAAUUUGGCCUCCGGCACGGGAAAUGAUCCGCUGGCCGGUCUUACUGGUGCCAGAUACGCCGGAUUUGCCCAGCUACCCGAUGCCAGCAUGUUUCAGAAUCCACAGUCUCCCGAAGAUUUCUUGCGACAGCUGGAGGAUCCCAACUUCCAGCAAAUCAUGCGAGAAGCGAUGAAUAAUCCCCAGGUCAUAGAUAUGAUGAUCAACCAGAGCCCACAUUUGAGAGCCAUGGGCCCACAAGUGCGACGGAUGCUACAAUCAGAUUACUUUCGGCGAGUCAUGACGGAUCCGCAGGCGUUACGGUCCAUGUUGCAAAUGCAACAAGCCCUAGGCAUGAACCCGUUUGGAGGUGCCGGUGGAGACGGCGCCUUUCCAGCCCCCGGGGUUACCAACACGACAGAAGGAGGUAAUUCGGAGAGUGCUUCAACGAGUCCGCAAUCAUUGCCACGGCAGCCAGGUGCCUUCGGACAAGGGGCUGGAGGUAACAACGUGCCAGCAAAUCCAUUUGCGGUCUUGUUCGGGGCACCUCCUCCAGGCCAAAAUCAAACCGCGCCCACGCCCAACCCCACAUCACCAAAUAAUGGCACUUCUCAGACCGAGGGUACCAACACCAACAUACAAAAUCAACAACAACCACCGCAACAAGCACAGCAACGAAAUCCGUUCGAAGCCUUGUUCAAUCCUGCUUUGUUUCCUGCGCCCGACCAACGCAAUCCUUUUGAUGCUCAAAACAAUCCAUUCGCCGCAAACCCAGACGGGAUGCAACGACUUUUUCAAGCAAUGGAAGCAAUGGGCGCAGGCAAUCAACCUCCAUAUUAUGACAAUCUGUUUGGAAAUGAUUUGUUUGGUGCUGGAGCUCCGGACCCUCCGCCCGACAACCGCCCACCUGAAGAGCGAUACGCCAAUCAGUUACAGCAACUCAAUGAGAUGGGCUUCUAUGAUUUCGAUCGCAACAUUCAGGCACUCCGGAGAACCGGCGGCAGCGUGAAUGGGGCUAUAGAGUACCUGCUCAAUAAUCCUUGA
Molecule: messenger RNA, 1371 nt
Organism: Rhinocladiella mackenziei CBS 650.93
Lineage: Eukaryota; Fungi; Ascomycota; Eurotiomycetes; Chaetothyriales; Herpotrichiellaceae
Exons: 1
Coding region: 1-1371 (456 amino acids)
Biological process (GO): ubiquitin-dependent protein catabolic process
Cellular component (GO): cytosol
Molecular function (GO): polyubiquitin modification-dependent protein binding
Source: RefSeq, a predicted model, not a curated record